Messenger RNA from Epinephelus lanceolatus (giant grouper), 1861 nucleotides. RefSeq lists its product as uncharacterized. Gene Ontology annotation, molecular function: proton transmembrane transporter activity. Gene Ontology annotation, cellular component: proton-transporting ATP synthase complex. The record is from RefSeq and is a predicted model, not a curated record. Lineage: Eukaryota; Metazoa; Chordata; Actinopteri; Perciformes; Serranidae. Gene Ontology annotation, biological process: proton motive force-driven ATP synthesis.
UUGUCAGGAAGUGGGCGUUCACUGUCGCAUUCAUUCGUUACGUAAAAGGUGAUAAACUUAGACUGAUUCACGUCGAUGUUGCAGUGAGCAGCUGAAGGACCACUGACCAUCAGAAAAGAAGCAUCAAAUAGCCUUAUUUCUGUAAAGCACAGGCAGGCUGUACGGAAAGAUGGCGGCUUCCUUGCUGAGGAUAGGACGAUUGGGUUGUGUCAAGUGUUUACAGGCUGAGAGCUGGAGCAUUCUGAGAAGAGCACCUGCAGCUGUAGCCCUCAGCACAAAAUCCGGGGGAUCCAAGAAGUCUACAAAAAAGAACAAUUUGGACAAAGACCAGGUUAAAACAUACUUCAAUGUAGAAAAACAUGUCCAGCACAAGUCAUAUGAGUUUCCCAAGAAAGGAGUUUCUACAGCAGCAGAAGCUGCAGCCACACCAGCUGCAGAGCCUACACCCUCUGCUGCUGCACCUGAGUCUGCUGCAACCACCCCUGUGGUAGAAGCUGCUGCCCCAGCAGCUGAAGCCACACCUAUGGUUGAAGCAGUCAUAGAAGCUCCACCCGUUGUUGAGGCUGUUGCUGAAGCUGUGGUUGAAGCUGUUGCGGAAGCUGCACCUAUAGUUGAGGCUGUCGCUGAAGCAGUUGCUGAAGCUGCACCAGUGGUUGAAGCUGUGGCUGAAGUGGUUGCUGAAGCUGCACCAGCGGUUGAAGCUGUGGCUGAAGUGGUUGCCGAAGCCGUACCAGUGGUUGAAGUUGUUGAUGAAGCUGCAGCAUCUGUAGUUGAAGCUGCUGCUCCAGCACCUGAAGCUCCUGUUGAAGCUGCUGCCCCUGCAGCUGAAACUGCUGCCCCAGUUGGUGAAGCUCCUGUUGAAGCUGCUGCAGCACCAGAAGCUGCAGCUGAAGCCCCUGCUGUUGAUGAUGCACCAGCCCCUGAAGCUGCUUUAGCAGAACCUUUUGUUGAGGCAGCCCCUGAAGCCACAGCUGCAGAGGCUGCAUCUGCUGCUGAAGUUCCUGUCGAAGCAGCCCCCGAAUCCCCUGCUGUAGAAGCUGCACCUGAAGUUGUCCCUGUAGAAGCUGCUGCAGAGCCUGUGGCUGAAGCUGCCCCAGAGCCUGCAGCUGCUGAAGCUGUCCCAGUAGAAGUGGCCCCAGAACCUGGAGCUGCCCCUGUAGAAGUUACUGCAGAGCCUGUAGAAGUUGAAGCUGAACCUGUAGAAGCUGCUGCAGAGCCUGUAGAAGCUGAAGCAACAGCUGAAGUUUUUGCCCCUGUGGAGAGCCCCGAGAAGCUGGUGUUCCCUGCUCCAGUUGUAGCUGCAGCUGCAGGAGAGGAGCUGCAGGCGGACGCCCCAGCUGAGCCAGUUGAACCGUUUGAGGCUCAAAUGGACCCAAUUCAGAAGCUCUUCUUGGACUCCAUACGCGAGUACUCCACAAAAAGCCAGGCUACUGGGGGGCUAGUCGAUGCAGGUUCAGAGUAUGAAAAGGCCUUGGCUGAGGAGGUAGCAAAACUUCAGAGACUCUAUGGUGGUGGAGACCUCACAUCUUUUCCAGAGUUCAAAUUCACAGAGCCAAAGUUUGAUGAAGUUUCCCAGAAGUGAACAUCAGCACUUUGUAAUUGAAUUUUUCUAAUGUCGCCUUUUUCCUGUACAUCUUUGUGUUGACAGACUGCUCAGUGUCAAGAGUUACAAAAAGCCAUUGCUUCUGGCUUUGUAUUUGAGAAUAAAGCUGUUUCAGUAGCUAUAUAUUUUAUGGGAAUGGGCCAGAAGCAUCAGAUGUACAUUUUUGGCAGACAAUGAACUCAGAGCUGUAAAAUAAGCUUUGUUUAGAUUGAUCCAUGGCUCAGCUGAAUGUGAAUAAAAACAAGAUAUUCCAGUUAA